Cinclus cinclus is the source of this 1492-nucleotide messenger RNA. It is a transcript of the gene SLC35A2, whose product is annotated as solute carrier family 35 member A2. Gene Ontology annotation, cellular component: Golgi membrane. The record is from RefSeq and is a predicted model, not a curated record. Bases 14 to 1102 code for a protein of 362 amino acids. Gene Ontology annotation, molecular function: UDP-galactose transmembrane transporter activity. Lineage: Eukaryota; Metazoa; Chordata; Aves; Passeriformes; Cinclidae. Gene Ontology annotation, biological process: pyrimidine nucleotide-sugar transmembrane transport. The transcript is spliced from 5 exons.
GGCAGGUGCCACCAUGGCGGCCCCGGGGACAGCGGACGGCGCCGGCGGCUCCGGCGAUUCCGCGGGACCCGCGACGGUGUCACGACGGGUGAAAUACGCCAGCCUGGGCGUGCUGGUGCUGCAGAACGCGUCCCUCGUGCUCAGCAUCCGCUACGUGCGGACCCUGCCCGGGGAGCGCUUCCUGCCCACCACGGCCGUGGUGAUGGCCGAGGCCAUGAAGGGCAGCGCCUGCCUGCUGCUCCUGCUUAUCCAGCACCGGGGCAGUGUCCGGCAGACGGCGGUGACGUUGCACGAGGCCGUGGUGGGACAGUUUGGGGACACGCUGCGCCUGGCUGUCCCCUCCCUCAUCUACACCCUGCAGAACAAUCUGCAGUACGUGGCCAUCUCCAACCUGCCCGCGGCCACCUUCCAGGUGACGUACCAGCUGAAGAUCCUGACCACAGCGCUGUUCUCGGUGCUGCUGCUGGGCACGGCGCUGUCGCGGCUGCAGUGGCUGUCGCUGGCGCUGCUGUUUGCGGGGGUGGCGCUGGUGCAGGCGGAGCAGGCACGGGCCGUGCCCUCGGCCGCGGCGCUGUCCCCGUCCCCAGGGCCCGAGGGGCCAGCUCAGAGCUACGCCGUGGGGCUGGCGGCCGUGGCCGCGUCCUGCCUGUCCUCGGGCUUCGCCGGCGUCUACUUCGAGCGGCUGCUGAAGCGCUCGGGCGGCUCCAUCUGGGUGCGGAACGUGCAGCUGGGCGCCGUGGGCACGGCCGUGGGGCUGGGCGCGAUGCUGGCUGCCGAGGGCCCGGCGGUGGCCGCGCUCGGCUUCUUCUACGGCUACAACGGCGCCGUGUGGGCCGUGGUGGUGAACCAGGCGGCCGGGGGGCUGCUGGUGGCCGUGGUGGUUCGCUACGCCGACAACAUCCUCAAGGGCUUCGCCACGGCGCUGUCCAUCCUGGCCUCCACGGCCGCCUCCGCGCACCUGUUCGGCUUCCGGCCGCGCGCGCCCUUCCUGGCCGGCACCGCCAUGGUCCUGGCCGCCGUCGUGCUCUACGGGCGGCCCCGCGGCUCCGGCGGCCGCAGCCAGGACAGCGGCAAGUCUCCCAACAAGGACAAGGGCACCUGAUGGCACCGAGCAACCCCCUGAGCCCUAUGGGGCCUGUCUGGGGCCCUCCAGGGCCCUAAAGAAUCCCUAUGGACCCUUCCCUUGCCCCCUGCAGGCUUUAUAGGGGCUGUGUACACCCCCCCGGGGUUCUGUCGGGACCGUAUGGACACUCCUGGUCCCUAUAGCAGCUAUAUGGCCGCUCCCCACCUCCCGGGGGCUAUAGGGACCAAUUGCACCCCCAGGUCUCUAUAGGCCCAUAUGGAAGCCCCCCCUACCCCCAAUCCCUAUAGGGAACUUGGCGACACUCCUGGUCCCUAUAGCAGCCAUAUGGACACUCCCCCACCCCCCCUUCCCCCGGGAGCUAUAGGGACGGCUCGCAUCCCCAGGUCCCUAUAGGGCCCAUAUGACCCC